Sabethes cyaneus is the source of this 2451-nucleotide messenger RNA. RefSeq lists its product as uncharacterized. The transcript has 3 exons. The coding region runs from base 126 to 1676 and encodes 516 amino acids. The record is from RefSeq and is a predicted model, not a curated record. Lineage: Eukaryota; Metazoa; Arthropoda; Insecta; Diptera; Culicidae.
UUUUGUAUAAUUCAUGUGAUAUUUACAUAAAUUUUCAUUCACAGUGCUGUUUUAUCGAAGACAUUAAUCGUACCCAAAUCGAGUUUCGUCACUAUCCAAGACAGAUGCAGUAGAGUUGAACGACAAUGGAUUUAUCCGAUGCCAUGAAAAUAGCGCUGGCUAAAAGCCACUCUUCACAGGCUGCCGCUCAGGCUCAGGCAGUUGCCUCAGGCAAUUCCAGCAGCGCCGUAACUGGUGGACAUGGUUCUUCUGCAGAUCAAUCUGGUGCAGGUUAUGUAACGGAAAAGCUUUACAUGCUACUACAGCUGUAUUUACAGAACAAGGGUUGGAGUCCCUCUGUGGAAUUGCUACAGUGUUUUGCUGAACUGAAGGAUACUCCCGUAUUACCGAGUGCGGCUUAUUUGCAAGUUCUGGCCAGUCGUGUUGCCCUUGAUGCUCAAGGAAGGCUGGUUCUACGAGAAUCUGGAAAAAUAAUUUUACCGUAUGAACAUUUCGCCAAUGCCGUAAUGCUGAAGCACAUGUCUGGUCCGCAUGGACUGCACUUGAGCGUAGAAGCAACGGUUCGAGCUGUCGUUGAAUCCUACACUAUUGGUCGAGAGAAUUUGGGAAUGGAAAAGGAAUUUAUCGUGGAAGUCGUCCAAUCGUGCCCAAGCCCAGCUUGUCGAUAUUAUAAGGGUCAGAUUGGGGUUGGUCCCUUCAUAGAACAAUCCUUUAAUCCAACCAAUCAUCUUAAUUCGGAUUAUUUGGCCCAUCUGCAGCAGCUGGGUCAAUCUGGAUUGGAUAUUGGAGCGGCAGAUCCAGGCGGAAAGUCCAUGGUUGGUCAAGUAAAGAUACCCAAGACGCCAUCGACCCAGCAGCAGCAAAUAACUGCUGCCAUUAUUCAACAGCAAAAUCGUGCAAUGGCACAACAAUCGUUGGAAAAAUUUGGAAACCUUACUAAUUUAGAAAAGCAACGUGUACUUCAGCAGCUGGAUAAAAAGCAUUACGAAACGGUGGUUCAGUCACAGGUGCCGAAUUUAUCAUCCCAAUUGGUUCCAGCAAAUAACAACAACGCAAUGUCAGCACAAACUGCUGCCGUUGUGAAUAAUCAACAAGUAUCGGCAGUUUCUCUUUUACAGCAGCAACAGCAGCAGGCUCAGACAAUAGAUAUUUCUCGUGCUCAACAGCAGGUCCAGGUGGCACAUUCACAUAUUCAGCCGCAACAAUUAGUUCAGCAAAUUAACACGCCGACUCCGUCGCAACUUGUAGCUGCACAGCAGUCACAGCUGGCCCAACCGCCGCUGCAGACGGUUAACAUGGACACCGGACACAAGCUGUCGGAUUAUAUGCGCGGUGCUGUAGAUCCACUGGAAAACAUGACAACCAGUAAAGAUCUUUUGGCGCUGCACAACGGCGCGUGGCCGCAGGACGGCCGUGGCGAUGGGUUAGCCGUUAGCCAAGAUAAAAUCAUUCGUGCUUUUGGGGAGUUGAUGCGCAACAUAGCUCGCAUGAAGACGUUCAUACGGCCAAGCAUGUGUAAACCGUACGGGAAGCAGUCGGAGAGUUUGCAAAAAACUCUUUUCGACACCAUACAGCUGGUACAAUCGCUGAGAAACUGCUUACCGGCACCGCAUAUUCCGGUCAGUUCGUGGAAGAGUGAAACGCACACUGGUUCGAACGGAUCCGAAUCAGUUUAACUAUUUGUCAAACACUAAUCGUAUUCAGUAAGCAUGCAUUUGAAUGCAUUGUAAUGCAUUUGAAAUUAUUUAUAUAACUAUAAACUCAACGCAAAUAACGCAACACAUUAUGUACUAGAUGAAAUCAGAAUCUCUGCUAUGCAGUAACAUUGCAAGACUUUUUACAUUGAUAUAUUAGACUUAAACAAUGUGCUUUUUAUGAAAAAAUGCAUUUAUUUAGCUAAAUAAUUAAUUUGUUCCUUUUGCUGACCGUCGCCGGCAGUUAACUGAUUUAGUUAUGAAUGUGAUAAUUUGAAGCUGUCUUACGUACUCUUCCUUCUAAAGCAAUUUGCUAGAUUAGGUAAAAUUAAUAUAAUCACACUUACAACGCUUCGCACGUAAAUUAUAUAGAUAAACAGCAAACUAUUGAUCUGUUGACAGAUCCGUAUUUAGGCAUCAAAUUUGGAUAAACGAAACUGGCAAUAGACCUGUGAUAGAGUAAAAGCGAAAAAAAGUGGACUACGUCGAUUGAUGAGUAUGAAUAUAGGGGCAAACCAUCAACUUUCUCUUAGUGGAGUGUUUCAAUCAGGUUAGAUUCGAAAUUAUCUUCCAACACAAAACAGUAUUUUACCUAUCGUACUCAAAACAAUAAAAAUUUGCUCAUUAAACUCGCAGUUUCAGAUUGAAAAUUAAUUUUUAUACAAUGGUAACAUCGAUAUUACUUAUGUGCAAUAAAAUUAUAGAUACUGCAAGUUUUUUAAUAUACUAAGACGUGAUGUCAUCAAUGAUAAACUUA